This is a messenger RNA of Rhizophagus irregularis DAOM 181602=DAOM 197198, 2015 nucleotides long. The record is from RefSeq and is a predicted model, not a curated record. Lineage: Eukaryota; Fungi; Glomeromycota; Glomeromycetes; Glomerales; Glomeraceae.
CAAAAAAACUGACCACCAUUCUUUUCGCCGGGGUCUGUAUUCCCAAGAUAAGUUGGAAUAUUGUCUUACCUGCUACACUUCAAGCAAUAAACUUAAGUUCGCAAUUGUAGCAAUGCAUUUCAUAAUAUAGAAUUAUUUUUUUUUGUGUAUUUAUUUCGCAUUUUGUAUCAAUAAAAAUGCUUUUCACAUGAUAUACUUUUUUUUAUAAAGCAUGCUUCGUCAAAUUUCUGUUAGCGUGACUGCUGCGCUUUAAGCCACAUGACCUGGGAACAAAAAUUUUUCACUUGUACCAAAAAUGACAGACUUAACACUAUUUUGUCUUGUUCAAGGAAACGCGAUUUCUCAAGCUUUUCCCUUAAGCAUCAACAGUAAUGAAAAUAUUGGUCAACUCAAGAAAGCUAUUAAAACGAAAAAAAUUCCUGAAUUUAAUUUCUUCGAUGUAGAUAGGCUUAAGAUAUGGAAGGUUCAAAUUCGCGCUGAUAAUGAUAAAGAGUUAAAUAAACUUACACUCCAUAACAACGAUCAACUUCUCGCAGGGAGGAAGAUUAGUAGUUAUUUCACUGACAAACCACUCGACAAGCACAUUCACAUCGUUGUCAAGCCACCUAAGCUGAUACAUUUUAGUCUUGAACUUGUACUUGAGGCGGGACUUUUGAAUGAAAGAGAGAGUGUAGAAUAUCUAAGCGGAGAUCGUAUUUAUAAAGCAACGUUACGCGAGAGUUGUCUUUGUACCGAAGAUGGAAAAUAUUUUUCGUUUAUAGAAUUUAUACGAGUAGCAAGGAGAUUAAAAUCUGAUGAAACACCUGCCCCUUAUGAUUUUCAAAACCUAAGAAUCAACAAUAUAACUUAUCAGGAAGUCCGAGAUAAAAUCUAUAAGUUUGUUCCUUAUAAAUAUGAAGACAGUCUCUUCAUCGAUCAUUUUUCAAUUCCUUGGGGUGAUGAUCUUGAGAAUCGCCUCCGCCAUCUACAUUCGGAGAAAGACGUCGUGGAAAUAUUUUGGGGUCGAAAUCUUAAAGACGACGAUACAACUUGGCGUGUCUACGUGGUUUUUCGAGAUAUUUCUUGCCUACACAAAAGGACUGAGAGUGUCAUGGAAGAUCAAAUGAUUCGUUUCAUAACAGUAGGGGAAGGGUUUGCUAACACUGAAAUUCGACGACGUGCUAAUGCCGAAAUUCAACAACAAAGUUCCCACCAUUCGCUGUCAACCUUGAAAAAGGUCCCAAAAGAAUUGCGCAAGGCUUUUGAUGAAGCCUUAGAUAAUGAGCUGGGGCAAUCUUUCCGCGAAAUGCAUUAUAACCUGGUUGGCAUGAGCACUGGUUAUAAGCGAACUCAAGGCAGGCUUACUGAAAUCCCCGCUAUUAUACUAUAUGUUCGUCAGAAGGGCAUUCUACGCCGUGGAUGUGACAUAUUCCCGGAUAAGAUUUGUGGGUACCCAGUAGAUGUUGUUGAGGCUUGUGUUGCAACUCCCUAUGGUCAUGGUGUUAGUGCUUGUCAAGCUUAUCAGAAAGAUGUUGGGUUAGGGUCAAGUAUAGGAAUAACUGAAUCUCAGGGAACGUCUGUAACUCUCAGUGCUGUUGUGCGUCAAAAGAGAAGAUUGGCAUCCUCUCAUGUGAGCAUGUAUGCAGGUUUAGUGAAUCGAGUACUGGAAUGGGUGUCAUAAUCCAUCAGCCUUCGCAUAAAGAUCUAGAUAAUUUGAUAAAGUCAUUUGUUGAUAUGGCAAGUGAAGAUCCAACAUUCGAGAAAAUUUCAGCAAAUGCAAUUAAUAAUAUCAAUAAUAACAGGCAAAAUUCAGCCAUAGCACGUUAUGUGAGUGGUAUGCGAAGUAACUACUUCUCUGAAGUACAUCAGAAGAACUUUGGAAUUGAUGCUGCAUUUUGUAUUUUCGAAGGCUCCAAUCGUACAUUAAACCCAAACAGAUUUACAAUUCCCCAAGAGUACUUUGAAAAGGAAAAUCUUCCUGGAAAUACUCGUCUAAAUGGCUUUUAUACAUACAAAGAAUUUAAUAAUGUUGAUGA